GGCAACAAAGAAUCAAAUGAGAGGAAGACAAGCUGCGAACCGAGUCCUGACUGCCAGAUGGGAGCGGAUGAAAACACAGUGAGAUGAGUCAGAAAAUGGCCAAGGAGGGCCCCAGGCUCUCCAAGAACCAGAAGUUCUCAGAGCACUUCAGCAUCCACUGUUGCCCACCCUUCACCUUCCUCAACUCCAAGCGUGAGAUCGUGGACCGCAAGUACAGCAUCUGCAAGAGCGGUUGCUUUUACCAGAAGAAGGAGGAAGACUGGAUUUGCUGCGCCUGCCAGAAGAGCAGCCGCCGUGCCACGUCCCCUCAGAGGCCCAAGCACCAGCCAGCUGCGUCCCCCGUGGUGGUCAGAGCGCCGCCAGCCAAGCCAAAGUCCCCUCCGAGGCCAGCCAAGCCAAGGUCUCCUCCGAGGCCAGCCAAGCCAAGGUCCCCUUCAAGGACUGAGCGCCAGCCACGUCCCCGCCCAGAGGUCCGACCACCACCAGCCAAGCAGAAGCCCCCUCAGAAGUCUAAGCAGCCAGCAAGCAGCAGCCCCUUCAGAGGGCCAGGCACCAGCCGCGGGGGUUCUCCCACCAGAGCUGCUAGGUUCUGGUAACACCAUCUCUUGCCUAUUGUCCCCCCCUAGCCCAAGGUCAGUAGCUGCUCUCGGCAAGUACUAACACGGGGAUCUCUCCACAAUACCAAGCCUAUGUAAUCCACACCCUGAAUUAAACCCCCUCUGUUUGAAAGACCUGGCGUGGCUUCUGUUUUUCCAGAUGUUACUGGUCCUCACUUCAGAUGGCUGUGUCUGUGCCAAUCCACAGGACUACGAGCAUAGUAUUGACCACAGUGGCAGGCUGAGUGUAUGAACCUCCUUAACCUCCUUGUGCCUCAGAGAGGCGUAGUGGUAACUCUGGUGAGCUCUGUCUAUGCAUGUGUGAAAUGAGAGGUCCUGACGCUCUGUUUGCUGACCUUCCUGACGCAUUUCAUUAGAUAUCUGUUUGCUCAGUCAGCCACUCAGCAAACUGUACUGCCUUAUAGAUAAUAAGGUUCUAUAUGCUGUACCGGGGAGAAGAAUAUCACUUGUGAUUUCCGAGUACCCAGAAGAGACAAGUUGGCCCUGGUGUGCAGAGUAAACCCUCCAGUACUGCCGUGCUCGGAUGUAUACGCCCAUGGGAGUCCUCAAUGGGGACUUUCCAGCUCUGCCGUGGGAACCUGCGGCUUCACAGAGAAAAUUAGGUUGGGGUGGGCAAACUGGAGAAGGAUGGCUAGAGAGGCACUUACCCAUCUGCUCUGCCUUAGGGUAGACCAGUUUCUUUUCUUCUUUUUGAGAUAGAGACUCACACUGUAGUUCAGGCUAGCCCAGAUCUUACUCUGUUUCUAAGGUUGACUUCAAACUUAUAAAAAUCCUAUUGCUUUAAACUCCUAAAAAUGCUUGGAUUAAAGGUGUGAACU
Messenger RNA from Grammomys surdaster, 1435 nucleotides. RefSeq names its product myelin associated oligodendrocyte basic protein (gene Mobp). NCBI's taxonomy places the organism in Eukaryota, Metazoa, Chordata, Mammalia, Rodentia, Muridae. Gene Ontology annotation, cellular component: cortical actin cytoskeleton. The transcript has 3 exons. The record is from RefSeq and is a predicted model, not a curated record. Bases 84 to 596 code for a protein of 170 amino acids. Gene Ontology annotation, molecular function: actin binding; myosin binding.